GCGGGGAGACGGCGCUGACGGGCGGCGGCGGCGCUCAGAGCCGAGACCGGGACAGGGCCCCGAGCCGGAGACAUGGCGUUCGUCACCGCCAACUGGAAUCCCCUCGGGGAUGUGUUUUACAGGAAAUUUAACCUGUAUUCUGAUUGGAAGAUGAAAGAAGACCUCAGUAACUGUUUAAUUGCAGCUGCACCAUAUGCUGGUCCAAUAGCUUUAAUGAUCAAUGGAUCACACAAAGAAAGAUCUCCAAGUUUACGACCUAUAAUGGAAAUCUACUCUUCAUCAGGAAAUCGGAUUGUUUCCUUGCCAUGGAAAAGUGGUCAGGUGGUUCACAUUGGGUGGACUACCAAUGAGGAUUUACUCUGUAUACAAGACGAUGGAACUGUUCUCAUCCAUGAUAUUUUUGGCACAUUUAAGAGGCACUUCAGCAUGGGAAAUGAAGUGUUACAGAACCGAGUUGUGGAUGCCAAGGUGUUCCCCACUGCUUAUGGCUCAGGAGUUGUUAUAUUAACUGGUGCUUUUAGAUUCACACUUGCCACAAAUAUAGACGACCUCAAACUCCGGCGAUUUCCUGAAGUUCCAGGAUUGCUGCGCCCACCAACAUGCUGGGCUGUAUUGAUGCAAGAUCGACAACCCAAAAUUGUUCUUGCUAAUGGGAAGGAUGUAUAUGUCUUAGAUAACGCUUCCUGCACAUCUGUGAUUCCACCGGGCCUUGGACCGCAAGUCUGUGGAUUUACCCAAAUUGCUGUUUCAUUCAAUUAUAAAAAGCUUGCUCUGUUUACAGACACUGGUAACAUUUGGAUGGGUUCUUCAUCAUUCAAGGACAAAUUGUGUGUAGUUGAGACAAACUUCAAAACAGCACCUAAGCAGUUUGUCUGGUGUGAUAGACCAAAAAGCGACAAUCCUACUGUUGUUGGUAUUUGGGAUAAAGUACUUGUUAUAAUGGGGAAAACAAAGGAGACCAUUAAAUUUUAUCAAGAUGAGGAUGUUCACUUAGUGCCUGAGGUCGAUGGUGUUCGAAUCAUUAGUUCUUCUAAUCAUGAAUUUCUACAUGAAGUCCCACCUGCUUGUCAAGAUAUUUUCAAAAUUGCCUCAAUGGCACCUGGUGCACUUCUGCUAGAAGCUCAUAAAGAGUAUGAGAAAGAGAGUCAGAAGGCAGAUGAGUAUUUACGAGAGAUCAAAGAGCAAAACCUUUUGUUUGAAGCUGUGCAGCAGUGUAUUGAGGCAGCAGGCAAUGAAUAUGAACCUGAGAUGCAGAAGUCUCUGCUGAGGGCAGCCUCUUUUGGUAAAUGCUUCAUCAGCAACUUUCCACCAGAUACAUUUGUGAAGAUGGCCCGGGAUCUACGUGUAUUGAAUGCAAUGCGAGACUAUAUUAUCGGCAUUCCUCUUACUUAUCCCCAAUAUAAACAGCUCACUAUUGAAAUUCUAAUAGACAGAUUAAUUUUGCAUAGAUUAUACCCUCUUGCAAUAAGGAUUUGUAAAUACAUGAAAAUAUCAGAAUUGCAGGGAGCAAGUCGGAUCUUGGCUCACUGGGCCUGUUAUAAGGUUCAGCAGAAGGACGAGCCUGAUGACAGCAUUGCUCGUGCAAUCAACCACAAACUUGGGGACACUCCUGGUAUUUCCUAUUCUGAAAUUGCUGCUAAGGCUUAUGAAUGUGGUAGAAUAGAGCUAGCGAUCAAGCUUUUAGAGUACGAACCAAGGUCUGGUGAGCAGGUGCCCUUGCUGUUGAAGAUGAAAAGGAGUCAGUUAGCAUUACUUAAAGCAAUAGAAAGUGGAGACAGUGAUUUAGUGUAUACUGUUGUGACAUACCUGAAGAAUGAGAUGAACAGGGGAGAUUUCUUUAUGACACUUCAGAAUCAACCAGUUGCACUAAGUCUUUAUCGUCAGUUUUGUAAGCACCAAGAACCAGAGACGCUCAAAGAUCUAUUCAACCAGGAUGACAACCACCAAGAGCUUGGGAACUUCUAUGUGCGUUCCAGUUACUCUAAUGAAACGACAAUCGAGGGACGAGUAGCUGCUUUGCAGAGUGCUGUGGAUGAAUACAAUAAAGCCAAGAAUGAAUUUGCUGCCAAGAUCACAGAAGAACAGAUCAAAUUGUUGCGAUACCAAUUUCGAUUGCAGAAAGAAUCUGGUAAAACAUAUUUAGACUUAUCCUUACAUGAUACUGUUCAAGCACUGUUACUGGACAGCAAGCAUAAACAGGCUGAACAACUUUACAAAGACUUUAAAAUUCCUGACAAAAGGUUUUGGUGGCUGAAGAUUUCUGCACUGGCAGAGAAACAAGACUGGGAGGAACUUGAGAAAUUUUCUAAAAGCAAAAAAUCCCCAAUAGGAUAUAUGCCUUUUGUUGAAAUCUGUGUAAAGCAUCGUAACAGAUAUGAAGCUAAGAAAUAUGUAGCAAAGGUCAGUCCAGAGCAGAAAGUGAAAGGAUAUAUUAUGGUUGGAGACCUAGAACAGGCUGUGGAAACCGCAACAGAACGCAAGAAUGAAAAUGAGUUGAACAUUAUUCUUUCAAAAUGUACAGCAGCUACUGAUCAGUCAAUUGUGGAAAAAAUUAAUCGAGCUAAAGCUCAGAUUUUAAAGAAGUAAAGUACUUUUCAAAGGUGACAAGUUCAGUGUCUGAUCAUGUUCCCUAAUUAUUUUAAUAUGUUUAAGGAUGUUUAUUGCUAGUCUUGUGUACAGUUAUGUUUGACAUACAGAUGCUCAUGUGGACAAGAGUACUAAAAUGGUAAAUUAAUGAAAUCUGAAAAGAUUGAAAUACUUUAGCUGAAGUUUUCUUGUGAUAAAAAUAUUAUUUUUAAAUCUGAUACUUAAUUUCAGAACUGCACUGAUAUGUAAAUUACUGCAUUACUCUGUUAACAAAAAAAGAGUGAAGUAUGAAUGAGAUUAAAUGUGCAUUAAUUACGUUUUGUAUUUAUUCUGGUUUAAAACUAUAGAUUUCUUCAUGGACUUGUGAUAUAUUUGUUGAUUAAAAGUGUAACCAAAAUCAUUACAAUUUCAUAUUUCUGCAAAAUCUGGAGAAACACAUACAGAAGUAAAAAGUGUCAAUUGUAAAAGAAAUCACAUAUCUCUGCACUGUUAUAUUUGCUUCUUUUCUGCAUUGAAUAUUGCUUUCAUUUGGAGAGUACAUGGUGGCAUAUUAGCCAUGUCCCUGAAGAAAUUCACUUGGUUAAUAACAGUUGGUUAGAGGCCUCUAAACCAAGGAUAUUUUGCUUGUAAAACACGACUUAUAUUGUACUUAACAACUUAAUCAUCAAUGGCACUGACUAGUAAAUAAAUAACGUCAGACAAUCCAAUAAAGAGAGGAGUACUGCAGUUAUAAGAGACUUUUGUAUGUUAGUUAUUCUACUGUAAUUAUGAAGGAACCAUUUGAAUAAACAUUUUUCUGUCACUA
Molecule: messenger RNA, 3391 nt
Organism: Hemiscyllium ocellatum (epaulette shark)
Lineage: Eukaryota; Metazoa; Chordata; Chondrichthyes; Orectolobiformes; Hemiscylliidae
Gene: vps16
Product: VPS16 core subunit of CORVET and HOPS complexes
Exons: 24
Coding region: 73-2586 (837 amino acids)
Biological process (GO): endosomal transport; intracellular protein transport; vacuole fusion, non-autophagic
Cellular component (GO): endosome; HOPS complex; lysosomal membrane
Molecular function (GO): actin binding
Source: RefSeq, a predicted model, not a curated record